Teleopsis dalmanni is the source of this 1765-nucleotide messenger RNA. RefSeq lists its product as uncharacterized. Bases 779 to 1459 code for a protein of 226 amino acids. The transcript is spliced from 5 exons. The record is from RefSeq and is a predicted model, not a curated record. NCBI's taxonomy places the organism in Eukaryota, Metazoa, Arthropoda, Insecta, Diptera, Diopsidae.
AUUUAUUUUUACCAAUAUCGGAAGUAAAAAAUAUUAUGUGUAAACAGCAUAAGAAGUGAUCGAUGCUAAGCAGUUCCAUUGUGUACCAACAUGUAACGAUCAACGAACUAAACCGUUUCAUGUUUUGCGUUUUUGCAAAAAUUAAUGCGGGAAGUUAAACACUAGAUCGCAUAUUAAAUUUAGAUUUAAAAAGGAAACAAAAACGCUAUUAAAAUAAAAGAAAAGAGAGACAGUGCCACACAAAUGCGGAAAAGUGUUUUGAUUCACAUAAAAAAUUAAUUAUCAAUACAAUUAUUUUAGUGAACUAAACUGGCCUUUAAGCAACCACGUUUAUGCAGCAAUCAUUUUAGCAAAUAAGACGGAAAACUGCGGAAAAAUUAAAAAAAAUGGACAGUAGAAGCAUUAAAAUAUUCAAGAAAAUGGUUAAGUGCAGUAAGUAGAGGAAAAGAGGCAACAUAUAUUACAACGUUGCUGAUGCGCUUUAAUACUAAUCUUUUGUAAUCUUGAAAUUUCUACACACUUCAGCACUUGUUCCGUUUGCGCUUAACUCUAAAGAGAGUAGAGCAAAUGUACAGAUUUGCAUAAGCCGCUCUCUUAAGCACUCUCCGUCUUCUUUUUAUGCGGUUUAGCACGAAAGUCAUCAGUUGUGAAUUUGUAUUUAAGCUGGAAAGUGUAAAGUGAAAAGAAACCUAUCAAAUAAUAAAAAUAUUUAAAUUGUUUAUUAAAAAUAAUAACCAUAAACUAUAAGUUAACUUUUAUAUCUUAAUAUUUCGGCAACAUGUCAACGAAAACUCAAAUCGCGGUCGUUUUUGGAAUAUUAUAUUUAGUGGCAGCGGUUUAUUGCGGUGGUCAUGACAAUAACAAAGCUAAAAGUGAACAGAGUCAACAAGAAAUUUGGGAACAGGACCUGACAGAUACAUUCGAAAUUGGAGGAUCAGACCAAGGCAUACAAAAAGUUAAUUUAAAAUGUGGUUCCAAUUCAAUGAAUGUAGUACUGGAAACAGAAAAACCAUUUACUGGAGUAAUGUACACUCGUGGUAGCUUUUAUAAACAAUCAGCUCCAUGUUUCGUAAAACCAAGUGUUAAAAAUACACGUUCAAUGGAAAUGCAAUUCAAAUUCGACCAAUGUCAAACCCUUAAGGAAGGCGAUUUAUAUUCUAAUGUUGUUGUUAUACAAAACGAUCCAGAACUCAUAACACCUGGAGACUCAGCAUUUUCGCUCGAAUGUGAUUUUAAUCAGCCCCGUGAACUGAAUGUUGAGGCAAACAUGCAAACAAGAGAAAGAAUUGCCACGGGAUCAAAGAUAACAUUCACAAGCCCAGACCCUUCAGCGUCUACAGACAGUUCAGAUACUUCAGUAUACAGUAAUACAGACACAGUAGAGUAUAUACCAAAAAGUAAUAGAACAAUGGAGAGUAUUCAACUUGUUUCGGUAAAAGAAGUAAAGGAUGAACUAUGAAAGUUGCUCAUUACACUAAAGCACAGAGAUACAAAAAUAUUUUACACAAAAUACAAUUUAUUACACAAAUAAUAAUAAUCACAAUAUCACUUGGUGAACAAAUCAACUUAAUAAGCUUGCACAUCUUAAAGGAUUUGGAUUAUUAUGAAAAAUGGACAAAACUCAACGGUAUCUUGAACUACACUUGAAACGAGCAUGUGACAGUAUUUAUGGAUUUUUCACUAUCUCUCUUAAUUCAAAAAGAAGAAAAAUUAAAAAAUCCCUUCCUGUGAUAUCGAAUUAGUUUGGUUAAAUAAAAUAAAACCU